Molecule: messenger RNA, 2461 nt
Organism: Amblyraja radiata (thorny skate)
Lineage: Eukaryota; Metazoa; Chordata; Chondrichthyes; Rajiformes; Rajidae
Product: vascular cell adhesion protein 1-like
Exons: 14
Coding region: 107-2461 (784 amino acids)
Biological process (GO): cell-cell adhesion
Cellular component (GO): plasma membrane
Molecular function (GO): integrin binding
Source: RefSeq, a predicted model, not a curated record
GGUGGUAUCAAUGCAGGUACAUGGAUAGGACAGCUCCAGAGCCUGACGCCCCUUGCAGAAGUGAAGUCAACCUCGGCUUGUGUGUGUGUCCGAGUGCAGCUGAACCAUGGCGGGAGGGAGAUGUGACCCAGCCGCUACAAUUACUCUUGCAUUGAUGCUCGCUACAGGAUCCGCCUUCAAUUUGGAGUUAAACCCGUCUAGAAAGGUGUGGGCUCGUAUCGGGGACUCGCUGGAGUUGAACUGUGUGGCGAAGAGCUGCUCCUCUCCGACCUUCACGUGGAGAAUCGGCACCGAUAACCCCCUGGGCGGAACAAUCACAACUCGGGGCUCGGUGUCCACAUUCACCAUCUCCGCGGUUACCCCGCAGAACCAACACAAGUACACUUGUUCCGCAAAAUGCGGCGCAGAAGAAAAACGAAAAUAUGCCGACCUCAAUAUAUUCUCUCUGUCCGACACACUCAUCGUGGAGACUGUGGGCAGUCUGGAAGUUGGCCAGAGAGGCUCUGUGAGAUGUACGGUCCCCAAAGUCUACCCUGCUCAAGUGGAGGUGGAGUGGCUGAAAGGAACAACGUUGCUGAAGACCGACAGCUUCCGUGCCUACACGGAGGUAGAAACGGCGAUGAACUUCACCUACGAACUGACGGCCGAAUUGCGAGACUCAGGACAAGAGCUGACAUGCCGAGUGGAAUUACUCACGGAGAACCAACCACGCAAGGCCGAGGGGACGCUAACGUUACAGGUUCACUAUGCUCCCACAUGGAUUGACAUUACUGCAGAGCCCUCUGCCACAGUGAGAGAGGGUCAGGAUGUUCGGCUAACCUGUGCUGCAGACAGCAGCCCCGCUGCCACGAUUGUGUGGAGCAAGUUAUCCUCCGGCAACUGGUCAGUCGUGGCCGAGGAUCGAGCGAUUCUGCACCUGUCACCGGCCCUGUUCGGGGACACGGGAAUGUACCGCUGUGAAGCCGGCAAUAAACUGGGGACAAGCACCAAGGAGGUGGAAUUCCACGUUCAAGGAUCCGCCUUCAAUUUGGAAUUAAACCCGUCUAGAAACGUGUGGGCUCGUAUCGGGGACUCGCUGGAGUUGAACUGUGUGGCGAAGAGCUGCUCGUCUCCGACCUUCACGUGGAGAAUCGGCACCGAUAACCCCCUGGGCGGAACAAUCACAACUCGGGGCUCGGUGUCCACAUUCACCAUCUCCGCGGUUACCCCGCAGAACCAACACAAGUACACUUGUUCCGCAAAAUGCGGCGCAGAAGAAAAACGAAAAUAUGCCAACAUCAAUAUAUUCUCUCUGUCCGACACACUCAUCGUGGAGACUGUGGGCAGCCUAGAAGUUGGCCAGAGAGGCUCUGUGAGAUGUACGGUCCCCAAAGUCUACCCUGCUCUAGUGGAGGUGGAGUGGCUGAAAGGAACAACGUUGCUGAAGACCGACAGCUUCCGUGCCUACACGGAGGUAGAAACGGCGAUGAACUUCACCUACGAACUGACGGCCGAAUUGCGAGACUCAGGACAAGAGCUGACAUGCCGAGUGCAAUUACUCACGGAGAACCAACCACGCAAGGCCGAGGGGACGCUAACGUUACAGGUUCACUAUGCUCCCACAUGGAUUGACAUUACUGCAGAGCCCUCUGCCACAGUGAGAGAGGGUCAGGAUGUUCGGCUAACCUGUGCUGCAGCCAGCAGCCCCGCUGCCACGAUUGUGUGGAGCAAGUUAUCCUCUGGCAACUGGUCAGUCGUGGCCGAGGACCGAGCGAUUCUGCACCUGUCACCGGCCCUUUUCGGGGACACGGGAAUGUACCGCUGUGAAGCCGGCAAUAAACUGGGGACAAGCACCAAGGAGGUGGAAUUCUACAUUCAAGGUAGCCCCAGGGACACCACUCUCUCCAUCACCCCCUCCGAUGUGAAGGAAGGAGACGGGGUCACAUUCAGCUGCACAACCCAGCAGACCAACAGCACCAAACUCCAGGUUCAAUGUUCAAUAUCGGAUGCAGAGAAAGACCAGGAGCCAGUGAACGGAUCCGCCUUCAAUUUGGAGUUAAACCCGUCUAGAAAGGUGUGGGUUCGUAUCGGGGACUCGCUGGAGUUGAACUGUGUGGCGAAGAGCUGCUCGUCUCCGACCUUCACGUGGAGAAUCGGCACCGAUAACCCCCUGGGCGGAACAAUCACAACUCGGGGCUCGGUGUCCACAUUCACCAUCUCCGCGGUUACCCCGCAGAACCAACACAAACAGCAGCCCCGCUGCCACAUUGUGUGGAGCAAGUUAUCCUCCGGCAACUGGUCAGUCGUGGCCGAGGAUCGAGCGAUUCUGCACCUGUCACCGGCCCUGUUCGGGGACACGGGAAUGUACCGCUGUGAAGCCGGCAAUAAACUGGGGACAAGCACCAAGGAGGUGGAAUUCCACGUUCAAGACGGGGUUAUAAAGCGGGGCGGCGGAGCCCAGGCUCACAGCUCCAGAGCCUGA